AUGUCAUCUCUCAUUAAGCUAUCAAGUGUUCUUGUAAAUGACUUGAAACUUUCCAAACGCUUAAAUACUGGUUUUUUAGAAUUCAAGGAAGCUUUCUCCUUGUUCGACAAGGAUGGUGACGGUACGAUCACUACCAAAGAAUUGGGAACUGUUAUGCGAUCGCUUGGCCAAAACCCCACCGAAGCUGAGUUGCAAGAUAUGAUUAAUGAAGUCGACGCAGAUGGAAACGGAACCAUUGAUUUUCCCGAGUUCCUCACUAUGAUGGCGAGGAAAAUGAAGGAUACUGACAGUGAAGAGGAGAUUCGCGAAGCCUUCCGAGUUCGUUUCUUUUCGUUUCUUUCAACUUUCGUUUUCAUUUUGGAAAUACCUCAAAAGUCUCUUAUGUUUACGGCCAUGUAG
This is a messenger RNA of Strongylus vulgaris, 399 nucleotides long. Lineage: Eukaryota; Metazoa; Nematoda; Chromadorea; Rhabditida; Strongylidae. The record is from the annotation of a GenBank genome assembly.